UCCGCUUGCGGGGCGUCGUCGCACUUCUACUGGUGCUCGACUCUACACUAAAGAACCAUCGAACUUAGCUAUCGUGCAGUCUCAUCUGCGUCGCAGUUGAUCUCCGCGUCUGCCAUGUCAAACGUUCGUCUUCUCAAUCGGCCUCCUCAGGUUUUCUUAGGAAAACUUCCAGCCUUUGAGGUUACUUUUGGAACGUGUAUGACCCACUUGCCACAUAUUAAAGGUUUCUUGAAAGAUGAAAAAGAAAAUACAAGUGUUCCAGAUUCGAUUGUGAGUUGCACAAGGAGAGUCAUCCUAAGGAUCCCUGUGGCUUCUUCUGUUUUGUUUUUCUCACAUUCCGCCUGUGGAAAGGUUAAAAAUGCAAACCCAUUCAAUGAUAAGCGUCUUCUAGAGCAGAACAAGAAGAUCCAAGAGGCUAAUCAAGCACCAAAAGACUUCCCAAACUUCAUUAGAGAAGGUUUUCAAGUAAAAGUUGUGACGUCGGAUAAAUAUGUGAAAUGUAUCUCCGGCCUCAUAUAUUUGGACAUAGAAGUUGGUAAUGGUGAUUGCCCCAAGGAUGGCCAACAGGUCACGUUUCACUAUAUUGGUUACAACGAAUCAGGACGCCGUAUAGAUAGCACUUAUUCGCAGGGAUCACCGGCUAAGAUCCGUCUUGGCAAUAAUGCUUUAGUUCCAGGAUUUGAGGAAGGCAUACAUGACAUGAGACCUGGGGGUAAACGAAGGAUCAUUAUUCCUCCCGAACUUGGACCUCCAGUGGGACCUUCCACAUUCUUCAGCUCAAAACAGUUCGAAGUUUUUGAUGUUGAGCUGCUGAAUGUGAAAGACUGCCAGCGCAGGACUAUAGCCUUCUAUUCUGAUGUUGUAUGUGACUGAAUAUCUGGUAUAUCUUUUUACUUGUCUGAAGGAACUACUGAAAAUAAUGCUACUUUAUUUUUUUCCUGGGGAAUUUGCAUGCAUACCACACAAUUCUUGUGUUUUUACAUAUCUAAACCCAAAAUUUGAUUUUUACAUCAAUAAUAGUUGUGUUAUGAUCAUAUUAAAAUCUAUGCAUGAAGGGGCUUAU
Phalaenopsis equestris is the source of this 1063-nucleotide messenger RNA. Its product is annotated as peptidyl-prolyl cis-trans isomerase FKBP20-2, chloroplastic-like. The record is from RefSeq and is a predicted model, not a curated record. Lineage: Eukaryota; Viridiplantae; Streptophyta; Magnoliopsida; Asparagales; Orchidaceae. Gene Ontology annotation, molecular function: peptidyl-prolyl cis-trans isomerase activity. The coding region runs from base 115 to 873 and encodes 252 amino acids. The transcript has 7 exons.